Ziziphus jujuba (common jujube) is the source of this 1379-nucleotide messenger RNA. RefSeq lists its product as uncharacterized. The record is from RefSeq and is a predicted model, not a curated record. The coding region runs from base 104 to 1045 and encodes 313 amino acids. Lineage: Eukaryota; Viridiplantae; Streptophyta; Magnoliopsida; Rosales; Rhamnaceae. Gene Ontology annotation, molecular function: protein-cysteine S-palmitoyltransferase activity. Gene Ontology annotation, cellular component: endoplasmic reticulum; Golgi apparatus. The transcript is spliced from 12 exons. Gene Ontology annotation, biological process: protein targeting to membrane; peptidyl-L-cysteine S-palmitoylation.
UUCCUAAUUGAUGAUGCAAGAUGCUAAUCAAAACCAGUUUAACAAAAACCAUCAAGAUCAUCGAAAACCAUUGUAGGAAAAACUGGUUGAAUUGCAGAAUCAGAUGAAGCAGCUAACUUUGUCCAACUUAAUUGGUAGGUGCAUAGUUUCCUGUAUGUUGGUGUUGCUAACUCAAUUGGCUCUUUCUUUGGUUCCUCGUUUUCUCUCUGCUUCUUCCCUUCUCAUCCAACUCCCACUUUCAGCUCUGUUGCUGCUGGUGGUAAUUGGUCUUGGGGGAAGGAUCAGGCGGGUUCUUGGAGUCCAUGCUUCAGCCCCAGCUUUCGUUUUCUUCAGUAUACUCUUUGUUUGGUGUGUUUAUGUCCUUGUUAUCAGAAAAGCAGCUGUUUCACAUGUAAUGGAUGUUGUGUUUAAUGGAGAGGUUGCAAUUCUUAUUAUUGGUCUGUGUAGUAUCCUUAAGAGUGAUCCUGGCUUGGAAAUGUAUGGGUCCAGUGAAGACAGAUGUAUAGAGGAUUCAACUUCAGGAGUUAAUUCUCAAAAUCAGGAAUUGGAGCUUUCCGAUUCUUUCUUGGGUAAGAGGGUGAGACAUUGCAGAAGCUGCAAAGCAUAUAUAAGGGGUCUUGACCAUCAUUGUCCUGCUUUUGGAAACUGCAUUGGUCAAAAGAAUUAUAUUCUUUUCGUCAUUCUUCUGGUUGGAUUCAUCAUUACGGAAGGUUCAUAUGUAGCAUGCUCAACUCAAUUUGCUUCAAAAUUCGGGAUUUUUAAUGGAACAAUGUCAGAGACUAGUCUCUUUGCAAAUUUGGCUGUUAGCACAACAACGUUCUCUAUUCUCCAAUUGGUAUGGCAGGUGCCGUUUCUGACAUGGCAUGCAUAUUGUAUAUGCUUCAAUAUUAGAACUGAUGAGUGGAUUAACUGGAAGAAGUAUCCAGAGUUCCAGUUUGUUGAUCAAUCACAACCAGGGCAAAGUUGUAGAGAGGUGAGGUUUACAAAUCCUUACGAUAGAGGCAUUCUACAGAAUGUGAAGGAGUUUCUAGCAUUAACAGGAUAACAGUAUCAAUAAACAAUAUAACAGAAGCCUUUCAUGGUUGGAUUCCACCUUACAAUUGCAAAAGUCGUAUACUUCAGUAUUUGGAGCACCAGGACAGACAGGUCUCAGAGAUGAGGUUUAUGGGGAACAAAUGACACAGCAAUUAAUCGACACUCGUUUGAUAGAAAUUUUUUUUGCUGUCUGAAUACACUACCUGUAAAUGUGGUUCUUUUCUGAUGGCUGAACAUUUAACAUAAUGUAGCGGUAUAUCAAAUUUGUAGACCUUGAUUUAUCAGUUCCACGAAGAGCAAUGUUAUAUGCUUACAGUGAGUAUUGAAUGGUUUUAUCUUUCAAA